AUGAAACUAAUUAGAUUUCUUAUGAAACUUGUUAAUAAUUCGGUAGUAAUUGAGUUGAAGAAUGGAACUAUUAUUCAAGGAACUAUUGUGAGCGUAGACAUGUCUAUGAAUACAUAUUUAAAGAAUGUAAAGAUGAGUGUAAAACAUAGGAAUCCUGUUAGUCUGUCUCAGAUUACUGUCAGGGGAAAUACUAUUAGAUAUUUUAUAUUACCGGACUCUUUACCAUUGGAUACCUUGUUAAUAGAUGAUACACCUAAACAAAACCCACCAAGAGUGAAUCCUAUUUCGGGCCCAAAAUUUGGUCCUAAAUCUGUAAUCAAUUCAUCAGGUGGAGGUAGCUUUGACAACAAAUCUCGUGGCUCUUUUUAUAAUAGAAGAUAG
Messenger RNA from Cryptosporidium ubiquitum, 381 nucleotides. RefSeq names its product small nuclear ribonucleoprotein SM domain-containing protein. The transcript has a single exon. Gene Ontology annotation, biological process: spliceosomal snRNP assembly; RNA processing. Bases 1 to 381 code for a protein of 126 amino acids. The record is from RefSeq and is a predicted model, not a curated record. Gene Ontology annotation, molecular function: RNA binding. NCBI's taxonomy places the organism in Eukaryota, Apicomplexa, Conoidasida, Eucoccidiorida, Cryptosporidiidae. Gene Ontology annotation, cellular component: commitment complex; SMN-Sm protein complex; precatalytic spliceosome.